This is a messenger RNA of Boleophthalmus pectinirostris (great blue-spotted mudskipper), 2421 nucleotides long. It is a transcript of the gene jmjd4, whose product is annotated as jumonji domain containing 4. Gene Ontology annotation, biological process: negative regulation of gene expression; protein hydroxylation; positive regulation of translational termination. Gene Ontology annotation, cellular component: cytoplasm; nucleus. Gene Ontology annotation, molecular function: histone H4R3 demethylase activity; sequence-specific DNA binding. The coding region runs from base 403 to 1701 and encodes 432 amino acids. Lineage: Eukaryota; Metazoa; Chordata; Actinopteri; Gobiiformes; Gobiidae. The transcript has 6 exons. The record is from RefSeq and is a predicted model, not a curated record.
AAAUAGCCUGUCAAAUUGAUGACUCUCACUGCAGCAUUUUAACGAUUUUAUCUUAUUUUAUUUUAUUGGAACAAUUAAAACUACCAGGAAGCGUAACAAUAUUCUCCGAAACUUAGUUAAAAAAACAUUUCCGCUUUCUUGCAUGAAAUUGCCGUGUACUUUACUGCGGAAAGGAGCCAAAUGAGUGUCACAAUGGCAUUUUUGAUUGAUUCACAUGUGGAUUCCUUUUGGCACUAAUGUUUGCAUUUAUAAGAUAGCUGUUUAAAUAGCCUGGCUGCUUUGUGUGGCUUAAACGUUAUACUUGGUAAGAAUGUGCUGACAUAUAAAAAAAUCGCGUCUAAUAGCCCGUCCUGCUUUGAAAACGGUGCUAGCUCUCGGGGCUAAGCUAAUGUUGUUUACAUCAUGGACAGAGAGGCGUAUCGAAACUGCUGCAGCCUUGUCAAAAUUACCAGACAGUCAUAUGAACAAUUUUGGUCUUCACAUUUCGUAGAUUAUAUUGAUAAGGAUCUGAGCUAUUCCAAAUUCUUCAGAAAAUAUCUCCUUCCCAAUCACCCGUGUAUGUUUUCAAAGAGGUUUACUGAAGAGUGGAAGUGUAGAAAGCAAUGGGUGACUGAAGAUGGAAAACCUAAUUUUCAGAAACUGCUGCAAGAAUUUGACCAGACGCCUGUGCCUGUAGCUAACUGCAAUGCAAAAGAAUACAAUGCAAAUCCCAAACAAGUUAUGCCCUUUAAAGAAUUUAUACAAUAUUGGAAGGAAUACAUUCAGAAUGGACACUCUUCGCCAAAAGGUUGCCUCUAUCUCAAAGACUGGCACAUGACAAGAGAUUUUCCAGAGCAUAACAUGUACACCACUCCUGUUUUCUUCUCCUCUGACUGGCUCAAUGAAUACUGGGAUCACCUUGAAGUGGAUGAUUACCGAUUUGUAUACAUGGGACCUAAAGGCUCAUGGACCCCUUUCCAUGCUGAUGUUUUCCGCUCCUACAGUUGGUCUGCAAACAUCUGCGGUAGAAAGAAAUGGCUUCUCUAUCCCCCGGGACAAGAAGAGUUUUUAAGAGACACUCAUGGAAACCUAGCUUAUGAUGUAACCUCAUCAGAACUGCAAGACAAAAGCCUGUACCCACACUCUGAAGAAGCCUGUCAGCCUUUAGAGAUCAUUCAAGAGGCUGGGGAAAUUAUUUUUGUGCCAAGUGGUUGGCACCAUCAAGUUUAUAAUCUGGAGGACACAAUAUCUAUCAAUCAUAACUGGUUAAAUGGCUGCAAUAUUGACAUCAUGUGGCAGUUUCUUCAAAAUGAAUUGUCAUCAGUGCAAAAGGAAAUCGAAGAGUGGAGAAAUACUAUGGACUCCUGGCAUCAGCACUGUCAGGUGAUCAUGAAGGCCUGUUCCGGGAUAGAUUUCUCAGAGUUCGGAUCAUUUCUUAAAAUCAUCGCCGAUAGCCGUAUAACCUUUUUGAAUUCUUGCUCCUCGGGUGACUCCUCCUCCGACUACCCCCGGCACCAGUCUGAAGCCCUCUGCACCCUGGGGCCUUACCACGCGGCCUUUGACCUCCAGAGAGUGGCCCACACCAUUGAAAGUCUUCUGUGUAACGAAGACUUUAAACGGCUAGAUCACUCCACCAUGACCCUACAACCAGAAACACUGUUACAGCAGAUUAAAGACACUAUACAGUCCACCAGAGGGCAGCACCUGCUUUAUCAAGAGUGACACGGCAGCUACUAUUAUGAACGGUAUCUAAGCUUGCUCAGAAAAGAUUGGUCAUUUGAGCUCAACAGUUCUCAGUCUCCUCUGGUUUUGGAUGUGAAUUUCCUAUAUAUUGACAUGAAAAAAAUCUACUAAAACCCUAGGGGUUAAUCAGCUAUGGAGUAACAAAUAAGCAUAAAAAGCUUACAUUUCUCAACUUAAUAAAUUAUUUGAAACAUAAAAGGUGAGGUGCAAGAUCUGUUGAAAAGCAGAUAAUAUUGCAAUUGUUUUGGAGUAUAUUGCUCUGAUUUAAUUUAAAAAUGUAUUUGACCAAUUAUAAAUGACCUUAAUAUGAGGGUGAAACAUCAAGCAUAAGCUCCCAAAAAAGGGUAUAAAAUUAUAUUUGGGUUCUUUUGAGGUUAAUUUUAUGGUCCAUUCACAUUUUGUUAGGCACUGACAGGUACGUUUUAGCACACUUUCUUUGUUAAAAAUGUCCCCACUUACGGUAAAAGGCAAACAAUAAUUAUAAUUAUUGUACUGGUUUCUUUUUUAUUUAUUUAUUCAACUAAAUGGGGAAAUACCUUACUUCCAAAACUAGAUGUGGGUUCCCAAGGUUGAGCUUUAAAAAUGGACAAUGUGUCCAUGAGAAUUGGUGCUGUUUGAACAUUAUGUGUUUCAAUUCUUUCUGGCUCUGAUUUGGCUGUGAUUGUUGCACUGAAAGGAAAAUAAAUAUUUAAACUUUGA